Messenger RNA from Sclerotinia trifoliorum, 1600 nucleotides. The record is from the annotation of a GenBank genome assembly. Lineage: Eukaryota; Fungi; Ascomycota; Leotiomycetes; Helotiales; Sclerotiniaceae.
CCACAUUUAACACUCAUUCAUUCAUAUCUUAAUUUAAAAGAAUUUCCAUAGUAGCGACGGGAUUAUUGAUAAACCAUGCAGCAACAAGUACACGGAUAUGUUGAUCCUAAAUUCAGAGAGGUGUCGAAUACCCUUCAAAACUAUCUCGAAAAUGGAGAAGAAUUGGGUGCGUCUAUUGCUGUUAACAUCAAUGAAGAAACCGUGGUCGAUAUUUGGGGAGGCUUUAGUACACAUGACAAGACCAAGGCAUGGGAACGUGACACAAUUGUCACUGUCUUCUCUACAACCAAAGCUGUUUGUGCUCUCGCUGCCCUAAUACUGGUUGAUCGGGGACUUCUCGACAUCAACGAAAAGGUCUAUAAAUACUGGCCUGAAUUCGCUGCGCAUGGAAAAUCAUCCAUUGAGAUUAGACAUAUCCUAUCGCAUACUUCUGGACUGUCAGGUUGGGAUGUGCCAAUGACGAUGGAAGACCUGUUUGAUCUCGACCGAAGUGUUGCAAAGCUAGCGGAACAAGAACCUUGGUGGACUCCAGGAUCAGCUUCUGGUUAUCAUUUGUACACAUACGGUUUUUUAAUCGGCCAACUGGUUCGCAAAGUCACUGGUAAAACUUUGAAAGAUUUUGUUGCACAAGAAAUUGCCGGACCGUUAGGAGCGGAUUUUGAGAUUGGAGCAUCAGAGAAAAAUUGGAACCGAAUAUCGCCUCUGUUGUUUCCAGUUUUGGACGCAAGCGCCUCUUUUCCGAUUGACAUGACUUCUAUACCAGCAAGAACAUUCAAUAAUCCUGCGCUGGACGCCACUCUUGUUGAUACUCGCAAAUGGAGAGAGGCUGAAAUUGGUUCGGUUAAUGGUCAUGGUAAUGCUCUCUCGAUCACUACUAUGCUCAGUCCAAUCUCGCUUGGAGGCGAAGCAAAGGGGGUACGUUUUCUAUCACAGAAGACAAUUGACCUUAUUUUCCAGGAGCAGUCAAAAGGAAUUGACUUGGUCACUGGAAUGAGCGUUCGUUUUGGUACCGGAUUUGCGCUCUCUGGAAAGGACACAGACUUGAAAUGGUUGCCGGAAGGACGAGUAUGUACGUGGGGUGGAUAUGGUGGCUCUAUUGUUAUCAUGGAUCUUGAUCGUCAUUUGACAAUAUCGUAUGCUAUGAACAAGAUGGAUGCUACAGGAGGCCUGGGUUCAGACCGUACAAAAGCGUAUGUGAAUGCUAUAUAUAGUGCAGUUGGUGCACUCUAGGGUCUCUCUCUUACCUGCAUUUACACCAAUGCCUGAUGAUUUUGGUUUUAUAUUUCAUUUCAAUACAUGGUCGUCUAAUUUUAUCGUACGCGGGUGUGCGUGACUUUCCACAAUAGUAUUGGCCUUAAAUGACUGGUGUAUUCUAGCAAAAAAUGAUGGCCCCGAGAAAAGGAAAGGAAGCAACCUCAAUCGUAUCACCACAACUACUUAUGGAAAUCGAUCCGAGGAGGUAAAUCAAGUAAAAUCUUAAAAAACGAGAACGCGUGCAUCCUUUAAGUGAGCAUUUAUUUGCAGAAUCAGGUAAAGGAAAUGAGAAUUGUUUAAAAUGCACUUUGUCAAACGCUAUCAUUUGACAAUCUCAGAUGUUGUU